Messenger RNA from Solanum lycopersicum (tomato), 1187 nucleotides. Its product is annotated as deSI-like protein At4g17486. Gene Ontology annotation, molecular function: deubiquitinase activity. Gene Ontology annotation, biological process: protein deubiquitination. NCBI's taxonomy places the organism in Eukaryota, Viridiplantae, Streptophyta, Magnoliopsida, Solanales, Solanaceae. The record is from RefSeq and is a predicted model, not a curated record.
ACCUUUUUCUCUUUGCCAGAGAGACAAAUCAAGAAUCAAAAGCUAUUUGCUUUUAUACCAAAAAUAAAAAAAAAUGGACUCAAAAAUACAAUCUUUUUCCUAAUCCCAGAUUUCCAUUAUUACAGAAAUUUCAAAAUAAAAAAAAAAGAAAAAGAGAGGAGUCAAAUGGGAGAAGAAAGCACCUCAAAUUCCAAGGCUGAUGAUAAUAAUAAUGCAGCUAAAACUGAUGGAAGCUAUGAGACACCAGUUAUAUUGAAUGUGUAUGAUCUCACACCUGCAAAUCAGUACUCAGUUUGGCUUGGCUUUGGAAUCUUUCAUUCUGGUAUUGAAGUUCAUGGUAUGGAAUAUGGAUAUGGAGCGCAUGACUUUCCCAUAAGUGGCGUGUUUGAAGUGGAACCUAAGAGCUGCCCUGGUUUCAUCUACAGAUGUUCAGUCCCAUUGGGUCGUAUUAAGAUGCCUCCUUCUGAAUUUCAUGCAUUUCUUGAGGAUGUGGCUUCUGAGUAUCACGGGGAUACGUAUCACCUCAUUUCAAAGAACUGUAACCAUUUUACAGAUGACAUAGCACAGAGAUUAACAGGGAAAGGGAUACCUGGAUGGGUGAAUCGGCUUGCCAGGGUUGGUGCUUUCUGCAGUUGUCUUCUUCCUGAGAGCCUCCAAGCGACAACUGUUAAACAGCUUCCUGAGUAUCACCAUUGUACAGAAGAAGAUGGAAGUGGAUCGAUGACAUCUACAACGCCCCAUGAACCAACUGAAAGCGAAGACGGAGAUCAAGAUAAGCACUUGUUGUCAUCUCCAAUCAGUAGUCGUGAAGUGGCUUUCAUAAGAGAGACUCAAAGGUGAAAACAUGCUGCCUGAAGGGGAUUCAAUAUGUAUUAUCGGUUUAUUAAAGGCUAUCGACUCGCCCCACAGAACCACUGCUCAAGUUCUCCAUUUGCUUGCUAUAUGUAUUACUAGUCCAUUGAUUUUCAAACCUUUUUUGCUUUUGGUUAUUAAGGUUUCCUUUUAGUGUGCAAUAUGUAUUAGUUCAAAGUGACAGGAUUGUCAUCUAUUGAGUUAUGCCUUUGUUACAGAUCACAAAUAUCCAUGUAAACAUUCUGAGUUUGGAAGAUGAAAACAGGCCAGUAUUUGUGAAAAAAUGAGAUAACCAUACAUUUAUUUAAUACUACACCAGAUACUCAUUGAGGAAA